AUUGACGGCACCCCUUGCUAGGCAUUUUGAUCGACGCCUAUAAACCAGGUCUCCUGGGUCUUAAAUCCUCUAGGUCAAUUGUUCCAUUUUCUUGAUUCUCGUCACUUACCUGUAUGAACAUCUUGCUAACUGCCUUGAAAAGAUGACCAUCGGAGAUUUCUUUGAUUUCAAUAAGGCCGAAUAUGCACGUCGCAUAUCAUUUUACGACGUUAAUCGCUUGCGAAAGCAGGAAGUGGUCAAAAUACGCCAACAUACUGCUGCCAUGUGCAGUAUUACCACAGGAGCAGCAGGCGCACUGCUAUCCGGCGGAGGUACCCUCCUGCUGAGUGCCUAUGGGGCUCGCCGACUGUCCGUAGCGCAUUCAAAACUUGAGCUUAUACAAGCAGAGCUUACAAAACGCGGCAUAGCUCUACACGAAAUACAGAAGCGAGAUAUCUUCAUCCCUGUUGGAGCAUCUAUUGUCGGAAUGGGCGUCGGUGUCGGCAUAGACGAGGCAGCCGCUGUUGCAACCAACACCAUCCCCAUGGAAGCGAGUCUACCCCCAGGGUCUUCUCUCACUGAUGCAUUGUCUACGAACGCGAGUGGCGUAAUCAGUGGGGUAGCUCACGGUGUCACAGAGCAGACUCACGAGAUGGGGCAGGCCAUACUGAAUAUAGACAAUGGCAUUCCAGCAGCCCAGGACCUUGCAAGAGAAACAAUCUGGGCUCCUGCGGCGUCUACCCAGGACGCCAUUGGAUUUCACGCUGGCAUGGUUAUAAUGCAGGCCGUUGAGAAAGGAUUCGCAAGCCUAACAUCGAACCUGUUGGCAACGUGGACUAUGGAAGCCCUGACUGGGGAUGUUUCCAAGACCAAGCCGCCGGUAUUUCGGGACACCCGGACAACAAGAAAGACUGUCCCCGCAACUAGUAAAACGCAUAUGUCCAAGUUUUGGCGGACUGAAAGAAAGUUUAUAUCAUCUUAUCUACUUUGGAUGGGCAUCCUUUGCUGGCUUUCUGGUGUAUUUAUGUUAUUCUUGUAUUGAGAUGGCUUUCCUUGCGAAACAAUAGUUAUCUGGAAGAGGGCUUAUCCUUGUAGUUACAUAAAGACUUGCUAAUACUUUAGCAGCUCCUGCCACAUCACUUCCCAGGCACUGUUGGGACGGAUAUGAUGAGGAAUCGAGAAUCCCGGGCCGGCAGCUGGCUGUAUAACUGGAUUGGCAACACGGUAAUGAGUAUCAUCGCAAGGCUGAUGAAACUUCUAUCCACCACUGUGCAACAAGCUAGUGAAAGAUGUUUGUACCUAAGCACGGGUGCAGAAUACGGCGGGAGGGGAGUCCCGUUGAAAGAUGGUCAGGAACGUGCUUUGAAGUCAAACAGGACGACCUGUGGUUCACUGUUUUCCAUCGACGAAAGGCUGGAGCCCAUAUGGGAACGAUAAGGUGCUUAGCGAACUGCAGGAGAAGCAGGCACCUGAAAUAGUCUGGAGAUGGACCGAGGGUAUAUUGAAGCUUUGUCAGUGACCAAAUGGCGCAGUUUGACGGUUGUGUUGAGAUCUCCCUCUAAAGAAUUAUCACGUCUUAACUAUAUUAGAGCAACAUCCUAGACUCAGUCAAACUCACUGUCCCAAAAAAGGGAACAGAACCUCAUCAUAUCUAUCGACAUACGACCACAAGAUCUUGAUUUUCCCAUCCUCCACGACAAGCACGUCACCACCCUGAAUGGCCGGUAUCUGCUCAUAAUCUGCCUCACUA
Molecule: messenger RNA, 1729 nt
Organism: Fusarium odoratissimum NRRL 54006
Lineage: Eukaryota; Fungi; Ascomycota; Sordariomycetes; Hypocreales; Nectriaceae
Exons: 1
Coding region: 143-1021 (292 amino acids)
Source: RefSeq, a predicted model, not a curated record